GGAAGCUGAUGUUCCGUGCGGGGGCUGUUGAGCUGUCUCUGGGUUGUUCCUCCUUUUGCUGUUUCAUACGAGUUGCUGUUUUGAGUCUCCCCUUACAUUCCCCUUCUCUAUGUAUACGCAAAUCUUGGGUGUAGCAGCAAAGGUGUUAAAUGCAAAGGCAGUGGGGGCGUGUUACUGACAAACGUACCUGAAAGCAACUCGAGUGAACUUCCGAAUUUCUAAAGUUCAGUACUGGGUCCCUGUCUUCCACAGCAUUGCCUGGCUUUUCCCAAGUUCAGAUAGGCUGAAGACUGUGAUUCUAGAACAAAGUGUAUUGAACAUGAGCACACUUCAAAAAAUAUGUUUUUUAUUGAGUCAUUUUUGGUAGGUGUAAGGGGGUGGUGUUGGAGGAAGCUGCCUAUUUAUUCACACUGUAAGAGUCAACGAGUGGCUGGUAAAUAUGAUGCAGUAAGACUGAUGUGUAAUCUGGUAUUAUUGUAGUGUUCAAUGUUUAAUAGUUGCCUGCAGGUGAUUCAGAAGUUAUUGGGAGUGAGAAGAAGAAAAGAAGCUUGUAGGUGUGUUUAUGUAAAUUAAUUUGGAUUUUGUUCAAGUAGCUUCUUUUCUAGUUCUGAAAUACUAUCCACAUUGUUCUGGAGUGGAAACCAUACAGCAUUAGAAAGUUGGGAGUUCAGAUUUCUUUUCUUUUCCCUCUCAGAAAUGAAGACCUUGAAAGACUUCAUUUUUAGAUUUGUGUUUGCAAAAUUCACCUUUUGUGCUAUUCCACUGAAUGGAGUUGUAUAGGUUUACACCAGGAUACAAAUGUAAAGGGAUCAGAAGUAUGUAUUGGGGAUUCUAUUGAAUUUCUAACCUGGGAUUUCGUUAUCUAGUUUUAGAGAGUAAUGCUCUAGAGUCUGAAUGCAAUUUGUAAGAGUUAAUUAAAAGGCCACUCUUUCUGUUUAUUCUAAGUGUCCAUAUCAAAUUGGGAGCCCCUGGAAUGUUUAUUUGUGGUAACCAGAAAGCAUGUUGUGAAGGGAUAAUCAUGGGUCAGACAGGAAAGAAAUCUGAAAAGGGACCAAUUUGUUGGCGGAAGCGUGUAAAAUCGGAAUACAUGAGACUGAGACAGCUCAAGAGGUUCCGCCGGGCAGAUGAAGUUAAGAGUAUGUUUAAUUCUAAUCGUCAGAAGAUACUGGAAAGAACAGAAAUCUUAAAUCAAGAAUGGAAACUACGUAGGAUACAGCCUGUACACAUCAUGACUUCUGUGAGCUCAUUGCGUGGGACCAGGGAGUGCUCUGUUACCAGUGACUUAGAUUUUCCAAAACAAGUCAUCCCGCUCAAGACUCUGAAUGCUGUUGCUUCAGUACCCAUAAUGUAUUCUUGGUCUCCCCUUCAGCAAAAUUUUAUGGUAGAGGAUGAAACGGUUUUACAUAACAUUCCUUACAUGGGAGAUGAAGUUCUUGAUCAGGAUGGAACCUUUAUUGAAGAAUUGAUCAAAAACUAUGAUGGAAAAGUACAUGGAGACAGAGAAUGCGGCUUUAUCAAUGAUGAGAUAUUUGUGGAGCUGGUAAAUGCACUUGGUCAAUAUAGUGACGAUGAAGACGAUGAUGAUGGAGAUGACAAUCCUGAUGAGCAAGAUGAAAAACAGAAAGACCGAGAAGGCAGCAGAAUGGACAAAGAGAGCCAUCCACCUCGAAAGUUUCCUUCUGACAAGAUAUUUGAAGCCAUUUCCUCAAUGUUUCCGGACAAGGGUACAGCAGAGGAAUUGAAAGAGAAAUACAAAGAACUCACAGAGCAGCAGCUUCCUGGAGCUCUUCCUCCUGAGUGCACACCAAACAUAGAUGGACCAAAUGCAAAAUCUGUUCAGAGGGAGCAGAGUCUACACUCCUUUCAUACGCUCUUCUGUAGGCGCUGUUUUAAAUAUGAUUGCUUCUUACAUCCAUUCCAUGCAACUCCUAACACUUACAAACGGAAGAAUACAGAAACAGCAAUAGAUAAUAAGCCUUGUGGGCAGCAUUGUUAUCAGCAUCUGGAAGGGGCAAAGGAGUUUGCAGCUGCUCUGACUGCUGAGCGAAUAAAGACACCACCAAAGCGCCCAGGUGGCCGCCGAAGAGGAAGACUUCCAAAUAACACCAGCAGGCCAAGCACACCAACAAUAAAUGUGUUGGAAUCCAAGGACACAGAUAGUGACAGGGAAGCAGGAGGAGAAACUGGAGGUGAAAAUAAUGAUAAAGAGGAAGAGGAGAAGAAAGAUGAAACAUCCAGUUCUUCUGAGGCAAAUUCCAGGUGUCAGACACCAAUAAAGAUGAAGCCAAAUAUUGAGCCUCCUGAGAACGUGGAAUGGAGUGGUGCAGAAGCUUCGAUGUUCAGAGUUCUCAUUGGCACCUACUAUGAUAAUUUCUGUGCAAUUGCUAGAUUAAUUGGGACCAAAACAUGUAGGCAGGUGUAUGAGUUUAGAGUAAAAGAAUCUAAGAAGAGGAAACACAGGUUAUGGGCUGCUCAUUGCAGAAAGAUACAGCUGAAAAAGGAUGGGUCAUCUAAUCAUGUUUACAACUACCAGCCAUGUGAUCAUCCUCGUCAGCCUUGUGACAGCUCAUGUCCUUGUGUAAUUGCUCAGAACUUCUGUGAGAAGUUUUGUCAGUGCAGCUCAGAAUGCCAAAACAGGUUUCCUGGAUGCCGUUGCAAAGCACAGUGCAAUACUAAGCAGUGUCCUUGCUAUUUGGCUGUACGAGAAUGUGAUCCAGACCUCUGUUUAACAUGUGGAGCAGCUGAUCACUGGGACAGCAAAAAUGUUUCUUGCAAGAACUGCAGCAUUCAGAGGGGAUCGAAAAAGCAUUUGCUGUUGGCACCUUCUGAUGUGGCAGGCUGGGGAAUUUUCAUCAAAGAUCCCGUACAGAAGAAUGAAUUUAUCUCUGAGUACUGUGGUGAGAUUAUUUCCCAGGAUGAGGCUGAUAGGCGAGGGAAGGUAUAUGACAAGUACAUGUGCAGUUUUUUAUUCAAUUUGAAUAAUGAUUUUGUGGUUGAUGCAACACGCAAGGGUAACAAAAUCCGAUUUGCAAACCAUUCAGUAAAUCCGAACUGCUAUGCAAAAGUUAUGAUGGUUAAUGGAGAUCACAGAAUAGGUAUAUUUGCUAAGAGAGCCAUUCAGACGGGUGAAGAGCUGUUUUUUGACUACAGAUAUAGCCAGGCCGAUGCACUUAAAUAUGUAGGCAUUGAAAGAGAAAUGGAAAUCCCUUGAUACCAGCUACCUCUACUGCUGAACAGCUGCCUUAUCUCCAGGAAUUUUCUAGUACUGUGGGCAAUUUAGAAAAAUGAUGCAAUUUGAAAUUCUGAAUUUGCAAAGUACUGUAACAGUAAUUUAUAGUAAAUUUCAAAAUCAACUUUUUAUUGCCUUGUCACCAGCUGCAAAGUGUUUUGUACCAAUGAACUUUUGCAAUAAUGCGGUGUGGUACAUUUUUCAACCUUGAAUAAAGGAUACUUGAACUGCUU
Pelodiscus sinensis (Chinese soft-shelled turtle) is the source of this 3462-nucleotide messenger RNA. NCBI's taxonomy places the organism in Eukaryota, Metazoa, Chordata, Testudines, Trionychidae. The record is from RefSeq and is a predicted model, not a curated record.